UAAGCAUUUUUUUCACAAAAAAUACGCUUAGCAGACAUUUACGCUCAAAACUCUGCUCGAGAAUUGAGCGAUAGAAAUUUUAGUGAGAGAAAGGGAGGGGAAAGAGAGAGGGUGAUGGUUUGGAGUUGCUCAUCCGCCAUGGAUAUAGUGGCUUGGAGAGGGCUGAUAUAUGCUGGGUUCUUACUGCAUUUCGUGUUCGUCUGCCAGCUCCUCCUUCUUCAACCUCUGGUUUCAGCUCUGGAUGGAAAACCGGGUAAUGCAGCUGAGUUGUUUGAGAGGGUUUCACAGAGUAUAAAGGUGAAGCGUUAUAGCGAGGCACUUAAUGAUCUUAAUGCUGCUAUAGAGGCGGACCCAGCACUUUCAGAAGCAUAUUAUCAUCGGGCAUCCAUUCUUCGUCAGAUAUGCAGAUAUGAGGAAUCUGAGAAGAGCUACAAAAAGUUUUUGGAGCUAAAACCACAAGAUUCAGUUGUAGAAAAGGAGCUUUCUCAAUUGAUUCAGGCUCAGAACGCUCUAGAUACGGCUGUGACUCUCUUUGAAACAGGCGACUAUGCAAAAUCUUUGGAAUAUGUUGAAAAAGUUGUAUUGGUUUUCUCUCCAGCAUGCCCAAAGGCCAAAUUAUUGAAGGUGAGAUUGUUGCUAGCAACUAAAGAUUAUUCUAGUGUCAUUUCUGAGGCUGGUUACAUUCUGAAAGAUGAGGAUAAUCUGGAUGCAUUUUUACUUCGCGGCCGUGCCUACUACUAUUUGGCUGAUCAUGAUGUUGCCCAAAGGCAUUACCAAAAGGGUCUCCGUCUAGAUCCAGAGCAUGGUGAACUGAAGAAAGCGUAUUUUGGACUGAAAAACUUACUCAAGAAGACUAAAAGUGCCGAAGAUAAUGUAAAUAAGGGCAAGCUGCGUGUUGCAGUAGAGGACUUUAAGGCAGCCUUAGCGUUGGACCCUAAUCAUCUUGCACAUAAUGUACAUCUUCAUCUUGGCUUGUGUAAAGUUUUGGUCAAGCUUGGCAGGGGAAAGGAUGCUUUAAGCAGUUGCAAUGAAGCACUUACAAUUGAUGAGGAACUUCUAGAAGCUUUGGUUCAGAGGGGGGAAGCUAAACUUCUGACAGAGGAUUGGGAGGGAGCUGUGGAAGAUCUCAAAUCAGCAGCUCAACAAUCGCCUCAGGAUAUGAAUAUUCGAGAAGCAUUGAUGAGAGCCGAGAAAGCCUUAAAGAUGAGCAAACGCAAAGACUGGUACAAGAUUUUGGGAGUUUCAAAGACCACAUCUAUAUCUGAGAUUAAACGUGCCUACAAGAAGCUCGCUUUGCAGUGGCAUCCGGAUAAAAAUGUCGAGAACAGACAAGAAGCAGAGGACAAGUUCAGAGAAAUUGCUGCUGCAUACGAGGUUCUUGGUGAUGAAGACAAACGUACGAGAUAUGAUAGAGGUGAAGAUAUUGAAGAAAUGGGAAUGGGUGGUGGUGGCAGCGGUUUUAACCCUUUUGGUGGUGGUGGUGGUGGUGGUGGACAGCAAUUUACUUUCACUUUCGAAGGGGGCUUUCCUGGCGGUGGCGGUGGUGGAUUUGACUUCCAGUUUUGAUUGCCCCUCAAAAACGCGCUCCUUCUCUUCUCAUGCUUGCACAAGAGAUAAACGGCUGUGCCAUUCCAAAGGAGCCCCCAGAGCAGUUUUACUAAUCGCUGACAGCUUUUCAGUGAGAUAUUUUACGGCCACCCCAAAAGGUUUGAUAGGUUUUACAUGGAUUUUUCGUCCAUUGAGCGUUGCUACUCCGAAACAUCAGGAGUUUAGAACUUAUAUUAGUUGAUGAAACGAAAUUUGAUGAGACCAUUUCUGUAUAUUUUGCCAUGUACCCUUUCGAUAAUGGUUUCUCAUCAGACUCUGCAUGGUUCUUUUUAGGAGGUGAAUCCUUCUAGUGAUUUUUUUUUAAUAACAACAGAAAUAUGUUCGUUCAUUAAACUGUAUUAUCAGAUAUGAUUAGUAAAUUUUUUUAAUUAUUCUUUUA
This is a messenger RNA of Malus domestica (apple), 1987 nucleotides long. Its product is annotated as dnaJ protein P58IPK homolog. Gene Ontology annotation, cellular component: endoplasmic reticulum lumen. The record is from RefSeq and is a predicted model, not a curated record. Lineage: Eukaryota; Viridiplantae; Streptophyta; Magnoliopsida; Rosales; Rosaceae. Gene Ontology annotation, molecular function: protein binding.